AUGGUAAAUACAGGGAAUUCCAAAGAAAUGAUACUAGAUGAAGUUUGUAAUAAGAAAGAAUUAAAUCAAACUACUAAUAAGGGUAUAACAAAAAAUGGAGAAAAUUUAAGCAAGAGAUUACAAAAUAUAGGACGAGGACCUAUUCCAUUAAUAAAUGAAAUGGAAAGGUGCUAUUGUGAGAAGUCAUGUAAUCAAGAUUGCCUCAAUCGUAUAAGACAUAUUGAAUGUAAUCGUUAUAAUUGUGGACUUUCUGGACGAUUAUAUGAUGUAUAUUGUAAUAAUAGACCAUUUUUCCGAUAUAAUAGUAAAAAAAAAAAAAAAUUUAUUGUUUCGAAAUUUAGAAGAACUAAAUCUACUAUAAACUUGUCAAAAAGAAGUAAUCUUAAUUAUUUAAAUGUGGAUUUUUCAACAACAUUAACAAAACUUUCUUUAACAGAAUCAGCUUCUGCAGGUGAACUUAUUAUUGAAUGCCUUGGUGAAAUUAUUAAUAAUUUAGAUGUAAGAGAACGAUAUUUAUCAUAUUUUCAAUUAAAGGAUAAUCAAAAAGGUAAUAUAAAGAAUGAAAAUACCUUAUAUACAAUUGCAACUCCAGAGAGAUUAUUUGGGAUAGUUGAAAAUUUUUUAUAUUUAGAUAUGACUCAAAAUGGUAAUGAAGCUCGACAUAUCCGACAUUCUUGUAAUCCAAAUUGUCAAGCUCAAGUAUGGAUUGUAAGACCAACUGGCAGAUCAAUUAGAAGUAGUAAAGAUGAUGAUUUUGCUUAUUCCUGGUUACAUAUUGGAAUAUUUGCACUAAGUAAUAUCCCAAAAGAUACAGAAAUUACAAUUGAUUAUGAAAAUAUAUUAAUAAGGGCAAUUCCAAGUACAUAUUUAAAUAGUUCUAUUAAUAAUACAGGUUAUAUAAACCAAUUUAUAUGUAAUUGUGGUUUCUCAGAAUGUAGAGGAAUUAUUGGGAAAAAGAUUAUUCCAAAUGAUGAUCCUAUGAAUCCAUAUCUUUUACCAAUUAAACCUCAAAAAAAAAAGAGAAUAAAUAGUCAUAAUGAAAGUGAUCAAGAUGAUAUUAUUAAUGAAAUAAACUCCUAUGGAAACAAAAAAUCAAAAACAGAUCAUAAUUCUUUAUCUUCAUUUAUAAAUCUUAAAAAGUCUCUUAUGGAAAAUCAAAGAAAAUAUAAAUAUGAAGAAUAUAAUUCACAUAAUAAUAACAAUUCAAAAAGUUGCCAAUUAAAAUUUUCUACUAAUACAUACGAAAUAUUUGAAGAAGAUAAGUCUUUAAUUAUUAAUAAAUCUAAAAUUGAAAAUGAAUAUGUAAAUAAUGAUAUAUCUAAGAAUAUUUAUCCAUUGUGGCAUAUAUUUUCAUCUAUAUGUAUAUCAGGGCCUUACUAUAGAAAUUUUAAUUGUUGUGAUAAUUCUUUAUUACAUAGUCAAUGGUGGAGUAAAUUAAUAGAUUUUUCUAAAAAUACAAAUUCUUCUAAUAGAGAAUAUAAUAAUCAUAAUCAGAUAAGAAAACCAAUUGAAAGAUUAAGACGAAGUGGUGCUGCUACUAGAUACUAUGAUAUUGCAUAUAAUUUAUCAAUUAUACCAGAAUCAUCUAAGAUAAAAAAAUCCAAAUUACCAAUAUUUAUGCCUUUUGUUUCACCAAAUAGAAAUUUAUUUUUUCAUGUAAUGACACAUCCAUGGUUAUUAUUUCUAUGUAAUUUAACAACAUUAGAAUGUAAACUUAUACAAAAAUAUAAAAUUUUUCAUAUAAAAUCUGUAGAUUUUGGUAGAUGGUAUUUAGUACAAAGAUUAACCAAAUUUUUCCAUUUAUUUAAUGUUACUGAUGAGGAUUUAAUAUGGCCAUUAAUUGACCAGGGUAUUGGGAAUGAUGAAAAAUGUUUUGUAUGCUGUAAUCAUGGUAUUCUUAUGUCAUGUGAUAAAUGUUAUAAAGGUAUCCAUAAAUUAUGUUCAAAACGUUGUAAUCAAUUUAUUCAAUCAUCGGAAUUUCAAAUUCCAGAAUGGUUAAAUAAUUUUCAAGAUGAAAAUUUUUUUAAUAAUCUGAUAUAUAAAAAUAUUCAAGAUAAUAAGAAAUUAACUGAUACAAAUAAUCUUCAUCAAAAUAAAAAUUUUAUUGUGUAUAAACCAUUAUGUAAAAGUAAUAUUUCAUCUUCUAUAAAUUCAAAUCCUGAAUAUAAUAUUAAUUCAACUUCAUUAAAAAAAGUUAAUUUUAAACCUAGUAAUAAUUUAGAUAAUCAUGGAGCUGAUCAAUUUGUUUGUUAUCGUUGUGAAUUAUCAUCUCAUCUAAGUUUUUGGAAUAAAAUUAAUAGUAAAGAAAGAAGAAAGAUAACUAAUAAAGUUAUGGCGAAUAAAUUAAAAUUACUUUUUUAUUCAAAUUUAUUAUCAAAGGAUUCUUUGAAAUCUAAACAUUCCAAACCAAAAUUAGUAAAGAGACAGAUUGUUAGUUCAUCAAAUAACAAUAAUAUACUAUUAAGAUCUGCUCGUCUACUUUUAAGUAAUAUGAUGAAUUGGCGUCUGAAAAAUAGUAUACAAAAAAAUAAUUUAAAUAUUACUCAAAUAUAUUGCAAUCUUUCAAAAAUAUAUAUACAACCAAAAAAAAUUGAUCAACGUUGGGACUCCAUAGAUAAUAAUCCAACACCUAAUUUUAUUAAAUCUUCUAAUAUUAUUCAAUACUCAGAUUCUGAAAGUGAGAUAUUAAUUUUGAGUCAUUUUAUUCAUAAGAUUGAAUCAAUAAAUCAUAAUCAAAAAUAUACUCCAUUAGAAAUAUCUGUACAAAGUAACUGCCAUAUAACAAAUUCAAUAUCAUUGGAUGAUUUUGUUAAGAAGAUUAAAUCUAAAAAUAAAGGGUAUUAA
Cryptosporidium muris RN66 is the source of this 2844-nucleotide messenger RNA. Its product is annotated as SET domain-containing protein. The record is from RefSeq and is a predicted model, not a curated record. Gene Ontology annotation, molecular function: histone H3K36 methyltransferase activity; protein binding. Bases 1 to 2844 code for a protein of 947 amino acids. The transcript has a single exon. NCBI's taxonomy places the organism in Eukaryota, Apicomplexa, Conoidasida, Eucoccidiorida, Cryptosporidiidae. Gene Ontology annotation, cellular component: nucleus; chromatin. Gene Ontology annotation, biological process: regulation of DNA-templated transcription.